Molecule: messenger RNA, 627 nt
Organism: Vanderwaltozyma polyspora DSM 70294
Lineage: Eukaryota; Fungi; Ascomycota; Saccharomycetes; Saccharomycetales; Saccharomycetaceae
Exons: 1
Coding region: 1-627 (208 amino acids)
Source: RefSeq, a predicted model, not a curated record
AUGAGUUCACAAAUGAAGAUCUUGAAAAGAAUCAAAUCUAUCGUCAGGCAUUCAAAAGAACACGAAAAAGAAGAAGAACCUUUUAAGAAUAUAGAUUUGGUUGACAUCAGUGAUGAUUUCAUUAAUGUAUUUCAUAACAAUGAAGUGACACGAAAUAUAUCAAAUAAUGAUGAAGAAGCUGAAAUCUCGUCCCAAGAUAUGGCAACAGUAUUGACUGGGAAUAAAAAUUAUAGAGAUGGGGUUUCAAAAUUUAGUUUUAAAAAAAGAUCUGAUAAUAAGAAUUCCAAAUUUUCUAGUGGUCGAUCUAAUUCUUAUUCAGCACUCGAAAAUAAACUUCAAAAUAAGUUUGAGUCAAUUAGAUAUACAAGCAUCCAACUAAAAAAAAAUCCCAAUAAAGAGGAAUACAUACCUCGAGAUAAUGAGAUAGAGACAUCAAAAGUACAAACUGUUAUAGCAAGGACAGAAAAAAAUAAAAUUAUGGGCAACAAUCUCAAUAGAUUGCAGGAGGGAUAUGAGUCUGAAGAGUUUGAAAAAUUUAAUGAAAAAUUCAAUCGGAUUAGUAAGUAUACUAACAGAAUGAAGAUGCAUAUAAAACAUAAAAAAAAAUAUUUUGAAGCCGUACCAUAA